Molecule: messenger RNA, 2510 nt
Organism: Coturnix japonica (Japanese quail)
Lineage: Eukaryota; Metazoa; Chordata; Aves; Galliformes; Phasianidae
Source: RefSeq, a predicted model, not a curated record
GACGUUGCCCUGCUUUGCUGCUCUCGGGUGAGUCGUUUCUGCGGGGUGCGGCACGGGAGAGGUGCUGAGCGUGCCGGGGCAGCUCCCAGACGGGCUGUGCCUGGAGUCUGGAGUUAAAACUGGGUGAGGAAGACACAAAGAAGACUUUAUUGAGGCUCCAGGGAGGCUGCCCAUGAUGCAGGUCCAUCAGUCACUGAUCUGCCUCAACUAUGGCUGCUUGUACAUGGAACGUGCAGAACUGGCACCAGCUGCAGCUGUUCAGAGCUGCAGGGGAUGAUUAUAGGAUUCAUACCUGUGUCUAUUGCCUUGAAUCAUCUCUCAACCUGGUACGCCACCAAGUGUCCCCUGCAUUUUUUUCAUGACCUCAGCGCAAUUACAUUUGUGUCUUUCUUUACUUUAUGAGCACACAGGAGGAACUUUCUUUUCUAUCAUUCCUUCUAUUUGGAUGCUUUUUCCCUGUAUUUCCGACCCUUUUUUCCCAUUGCUUUUGCCCUGAGCCUGUGUUUCAGAACUCCUCACAUGAGACACCCAGCAAAGAGAUGUUAGCUGUAGGCAAAGAAGUCUGCUUUAGGAAUUGGGUUAAUAUUCCUUUCCUUUCUUUCAGAUUUGCCAUCAUGCACCUCUUGCCAUUCAAGUCCCUCUGUGUUUUCCUGCUUCCCCAAGUUUGGUUGGCAUCGGGCAUGCAGGAAAUCCAUGCUGACCAAGAAACGAUUGGCAAGAUCUCAGCUGCUGGCCAAUUGAUGUGGUGCUCAGCUUCUAUUGAUAUCCUUUUCCUCUUGGAUGGCUCCUACAGCAUUGGCAGGGGCAGCUUUGAAAGAUCGAAGCACUUUGCAAGCAAGCUCUGUGAUGUCCUGGACAUCCAUCCAGGCAGGGUCCGUGUAGGAAUGGUACAGUUUGGUUCAGCUCCCCACCUUGAGUUCUCACUGGAUUCCUACGUAACCAAACGAGAAGUGAAAGACAGGAUCAAGAGGACAGUGUUCAGGGGUGGCAGCACAGAAACUGGUCGGGCUCUGAAAUACGUUCUCCGUAAAGGAUUCCCUGGUGGCAGGAACUUGACUGUCCCCAAGAUCCUGAUCAUCAUUUCGGAUGGCAAGUCCCAGGGCAAUACCGCAAUGCCUGCCAUGCAGCUGAAGGACAGAGGGACCACAGUUUUUGCAGCGGGAAUCAAGUUUCCAAGGUGGGAGGAGCUGCAUGCUCUGGCCAGUGAGCCCACCGAGCAACACGUGCUCUUUGCUGGUGAUGCCAGUGAUGCAGCCAAUGGUCUGUACAGUGCCCUGAGCAGCUCCAUCUGCAGUGUCACCACGCCAGGCUGCAAAGUGGAAUCCUUCCCUUGUGAACGCAGAACUCUGGAGACUGAGAGGGAACUGGCUGGAAGCUACGUCUGCUGGAAAGGCUCAAAGCAGCAGAAUGUACUGCAUGCUUCGCUGUGUCCUUUUUACAGAUUGAAAAGAGUCUCAAUGAAACACCCAUCCAGAUGCUUUCGAACCAUAUGUACAGACCCUUGUGACUCCCAGCCAUGCCAGAAUGGGGGUACGUGUGUCCCAGAGGGACUGGACAAGUACCACUGCCUGUGCCCAGUGGGAUAUGGAGGAGGCAUACACUGUGCACCAAAGCUGAGCCUUGAGUGUGGUGUGGAUCUCCUUUUCCUGAUGGACAGCUCGGCAGGGGUCACGCUGGAGGGAUUCCUGCGCUACAAGGCGUUCCUCAAGAGGUUCCUUCAAGCAGUGAUGGGCCGGGACUCACCUGUAAACGUGGGGGUGGCCCAGUACGAUACCAACGUCAGGAUACCCAUUGAAGUAGGACAACACAAGGAUGUGUUUGGUCUCAUGAAGAGCAUUGAUGCUUUGAAUUUCAGUGGAGGAGGAACCCUGACGGGCAGAGCCCUGCGUUACAUUGCACAGCAUGGUUUUAGGAGCACCCCAGUCUUUGCAGACGUGCUGGAUGACCUCCCACGUGUGGUUGUCUUGCUCACUGACUCCAAGUCCCAAGACCCGGUGGCAGAAGCUGCCAAGUAUGCAAGGGACAGAGAUCUCUUGUUGAUUGGUGUAGGCAGCAGCUUUGUGAGGGCAGAGCUGGCUGAAGUGACUGGCAACCCAAAGCAGACCAUUAUCUACUCAGACCCCCAGGAUUUGUUCAACAGGAUCCCAGAGCUGCAGAGGAGAAUCUGCACUGUGAACAGUCCUGAAGGAGUUCCCCGAGGUGAUUCUCCAAGAUCCCCAGUCCUCCCUACAGGCUCCCACAUGCAGCAGAUUCCAAGCAGUUUUCAGCACUUCUCCAGAGCCCACCUGCAUCCGAAAAGGUCCUGAGAUGCUGACACAGAUGUGCAGAGCUCCAGUUCUCCUCCCGUGGGCACUUACUGCUGCUUACAGGCAUAACCCAGCAAUCCACUGCUACCUUUGGUUGAGUGACUGGGCCAUUCCCAGUUCCUGCACUGCACAAACUGGGCUUUCCAGUGCUCUCUUUCUUUUGGAAUCAAGUAAAUGUUUGAUAUUAAGUAUUUAUUUUUGGCA